This is a messenger RNA of Rasamsonia emersonii CBS 393.64, 1107 nucleotides long. Its product is annotated as Amidohydrolase family protein. Gene Ontology annotation, molecular function: hydrolase activity. The record is from RefSeq and is a predicted model, not a curated record. Bases 1 to 1107 code for a protein of 368 amino acids. The transcript is spliced from 3 exons. NCBI's taxonomy places the organism in Eukaryota, Fungi, Ascomycota, Eurotiomycetes, Eurotiales, Trichocomaceae.
AUGCUGACCAAGCUCAAGCUCAAGGUCCGCCUUUUCACAGCCCGUUUCCUCGCCAGCAAGAGCCAGACGCAGACGCAGACUGCUGCGUCGGUCAAGCCAUCGCCUCUUGCGCAGAGGAUUCCUCCUGAAUCAUGGGACAGCCACAUGCAUGUCGUUGACCCUCAGCGCUAUCCCAUGGCCCCGGGUGCGUUGUAUACGCCCCGUCCGCACACGCUGGCCCACGCGCAGACCUUUGAGGCGUCUGUCGGCAUGCGCAAUGUCGUCCUGGUCCAGCCGUCCAUCUACGCUUUCGACAAUUCGUGUCUGCUCGACGCGCUGAAAGAGAUGGGCCCGUCGCGGGCGCGCGGAGUGGUCGUCAUCGAUCCGGACUCAAUCCAGCCCGAGACCCUGGCCCAGUGGCAUGCGUUGGGCGUUCGCGGCGUUCGCGUGAACCUGAAAUCGGUAGGCAAGGUCAUGACGGGCGACGAACUGGCCGAGACGCUGGCAAAGCACGCCCAGGUCAUCCGCCCGCUCGGCUGGGCGCUGCAGGUGUACGUCCCCCUCGACAUGAUGCCCGCGCUGGAGCGGUGUGUGCCGCAGCUGGGGGUCAAAGUCUGCGUCGACCACUAUGGAUCGCCGGAUCUCUCUGCCGUCAAGGCCGACUCGUUCGACCCGUACGCCCUGCCGGGGUUCGCCUCGCUCGUCGCCCUUCUUCGCGCGGGACAGACGUAUGUCAAGCUGUCAGCGCCGUAUCGGCUGUCUCCGGAUCCGCAGAUGCGCGUCAUUCGCGUUUUGACGCAAGAGCUGCUGCGAGUGGCGCGGGACCGGGUGGUAUUACAGCAUAAUAUCAUCUAUGAUACCCACGAAGUGCUCUCGAUGUUAAGACUGCGUGUAAGAUGCAAUGUAAAACACCGCGUCAUUCAGCGUGAUCCACCUGAAGUCAGAAUCAAGAAAUAUUCCAUCAUCCUAGCAUUCACAAAUUCUUUAUCUAGCUCCAACCACGAGUCGACGAAUACUUGGCCAACUUCCAAUCCGGCUGUUCAUACCUACCUACGCACUUACCUAGUAAAUAAUCUUAGUCCAAUGAAGUUCCCAGCAGGUGAUCCUUUUUCCUUAGACUUCUUUUGA